AUGAGCACCGCGGACAGGCAAGAAGCCUGUCGGCGUGCGUUCAAACGGGUGGCCGAGACGCGAGACGACACCGAGCGGCUGCGGCUUGUCAAAAAGGCCCUCGCCCUAUUCACCGACGGCGUCGAGCCCCCCGAGCUCCUACUCGACUCCUAUAUUCAAGAAGUUCAAGCAGUACUCGUCGACCCAUCGCUCUCUAUUCGUCUGAUCGUCAUUGAAUUCUUGACGGAUAUAUGUUUCCUCAGCAAGAAGACUAUUCGAUACUCGGUGGCCUCGUUUGGCGCCAAUUUACUCACCGAUGAUAUGGCCAUGUUAAAAGGGCUCAUUCGCGCCUUCGUUCGGCUCUACCCGACGAUUUUCCGCUGCAUCAUCGACCAGCAGCCCGACCUGUCGCACGAGGAAUUUUGGACGGUGAUGAGCCAGGUCAAGGGGAUUAUCCUCAGCUAUACCAACGACGACGAUCAAGAGAUCCAAAUCCUUGUGUUCAAGUUCAUCGAGGUCAUCAUUAUGUGCCAGUCGCUUCGAUCGGAGGGCGCCCACGCAGACUACCUGGUCCACCUCAACGACAUCACGCCCGAUCACAAGGUGCUGAAGCACGACCAGCUUCACGACGAGGGGAAAUACUGUCUUUCGUCGAUCCUCGAUCAAAUCGCGCUGCCGCACAUCAGUUAUCAAUGUUUGAUCGUGGCGCUCGGGUCGGCGAUGAGUAUUGCCCGCAUCCGCAACGAGCACGUGAAGCCGGUGAUCGACUGCUUGGAAAUGUUGUACAUCAACUUGCCCCCCACGCUCAGCGCCGAACAAGUAAAAUCCACUCGAAAAGAGCUGAAGAUGCAUCUGUUGCGGCUGCUGAAAUUGCCGGCCGGUCUGGCCCAUCAAAAUCGCAUUGAGAUUAUGUUGACGGCGCUGGGGGCCAGUAAUUCGGAAAUUCAACGAGCCCUCUACGAGGCCAAGGAGCAAGUCUACACCAAGCGCCAAAAGCAGAGCGGCUCGAGAGAAUCAAGAAAACGGCCGGCUACGGGCACCGAGUACGAGGCCGAGGUGAAGAAAUCGGCGCUCGAAGCCGACGACGAUGAGCCGGCUUCAUCCAGCGAUCGCACCGAUGCUGAUCAACUUCGCUGCAUCGCCGACCACCACAGCCGCGCCGAGCUGAUGGUGCUCUGGUUCACCGAGCUGUACACGCAGUAUUUGGGG
Messenger RNA from Mesorhabditis spiculigera, 1188 nucleotides. The record is from the annotation of a GenBank genome assembly. Lineage: Eukaryota; Metazoa; Nematoda; Chromadorea; Rhabditida; Rhabditidae.